Phytophthora sojae is the source of this 522-nucleotide messenger RNA. RefSeq lists its product as hypothetical. The transcript has 2 exons. The record is from RefSeq and is a predicted model, not a curated record. NCBI's taxonomy places the organism in Eukaryota, Oomycota, Peronosporomycetes, Peronosporales, Peronosporaceae. Bases 1 to 522 code for a protein of 173 amino acids.
AUGGCGCACCCGGCUACGGAUACGGCGCCGGCCCCGCGCUCAGUGUCGGUGUGCCUGGCCUCGCGAGUGUCGGCGUCGGUGUGGGCAACGGCGGUGUUGGUGUCGGUGCCAACGUGCUGGGCCUCGGAGCGCACGUUGGUGUGGGCUUGCCCGGUGUCGGCUAUCCUGCGGGCUAUCCUCGCCCCCGCCUACAACAACGCUCCGGUUACUAUUGUGAAUGGCGCCCCUGCUACGACGGCUACGACUACUGGCCCCAAUGGUGCGUCCACUGCGAACGCGAACGCCAAUGCGAAUGCGAACGGCGGCAACAACCCCUACUCGACCAAGACGGUCUCCGUCACGAACGGAGACGGCACGUCGAACACGGCGUCCGUGUCGAACGGAAAUGGUGCCGCCGCGACGGGUGGUGCAUCAGCGAGUGCUACGGCCAGCGCCAGUGCGAGUGCGUCUGCUCGGGUCACGGCUGGAGUGGGGGCCACGUCGUCUCAGAAGACGUACUGCCAGCUUCGCUCGGUGGAAUGA